Messenger RNA from Cynara cardunculus var. scolymus (artichoke), 2149 nucleotides. RefSeq names its product actin-7-like. NCBI's taxonomy places the organism in Eukaryota, Viridiplantae, Streptophyta, Magnoliopsida, Asterales, Asteraceae. The transcript has 7 exons. The record is from RefSeq and is a predicted model, not a curated record. The coding region runs from base 834 to 1958 and encodes 374 amino acids.
GAAUCGAAAUCGCAAUCGGCCUUGACUCAAUCGGCUCUCGCUCUCUGCCUCUCACGAGUCUCGACUCUCGGCCGGCUCUCGGCCUCUCGCUCUCGCAUCUUGUGACCUGUGAAGUUAGGGUUAUUUACUUUACUUAUUUUAUUUUUUAUGUUUCUGAUUUUUGUUUCAUUGCAAAACCUAAGGAUGAAGCUGUGAAAUUGGUCCUUUGUGGUUUGUCAUUUGUGUUUCUAGUACUCUGCAUCACUGAUUCACUGUAUGUAUAAUGUUAAUGUAUCAUGUAUGCCUAAAUCCUAACUGAAAUCCAUGCCUUUUGCUGCCAAUCUACCAUUUGUUAAUUGUUGGGUGGUUGACUGGUUGACCCAAAGAUGUAUAUAAGACUAUAAACCUCUUGUUCCUCCGCAGUCGACUCUCGCCUCUCGACCGCUCAAAAUCUGAUGAUUUAGAUUGUUAUUUGAAGAUUUGAUCUUUUGUUUAGAUUAGGGAUUUAAGGUUAUUUUGUUUAAUUGUUUAGUUUAGGUUAGGGUCAUUUAACUUAUCUUGUUUAGUUUAGGUUUACCCAAAUGUUAAAACUUUAAUCAUUACAUAGCAAGAUCCAAAACCAUAAAAACUUGUUUUUUGUAGACAAUAGGUUCAUUAUGCAUUUCAUGGUAAGUUGUUGCGUAUGUCAUCAAACUUAUCUGUACCCAGUAGUAAGAUUGAUAUUCCUUAUUUCUUUAAUCCCAGCCUAGGUACAGGAAAAGAGGUAGAGGAAAGUAAUUUGCUGCAGAAAUUAUCAAAAGCUUGCAUUGUUGAUUUCUCUUAGGUUGACUCUUCAACUGCACAAUUGUAUAAAAAUGGCCAACUAUCAGCCCCUUGUUUGUGACAUUGGAACUGGAAUGAUGAAGGUUGGGUUUGCUGCUGAGGAUGCCCCCAGGGCAGUCUUUUCUAGCAUCGUAGACAUACCACAUCACACUGGUGUUAGGGUAGGCAUGAACCAGGAUGAGGGUCAAUCCAAAAGACAUGCCAUUUCAUUGAAAUAUCCUAUCGAGCGUGGAAUUGUUAAGAACUGGGAUGGAAUGGAAAAGAUUUGGCAUCGCACUUUCUAUGAUGAGCUUCGUGUUGAUCCUAAACAACAUCCUGUGCUUUUAACUGAGCCACCUCUAAAUCCCAAGGCUGAUAGAGAGAAGAUGGCUGAACUCAUGUUUGAGACCUUCAAAGUUCCCGCCAUGUAUAUUGCUCUCCAGGCUGGGCUUUCCAUGUUUGCCGGUGGUCGUACGACUGGUAUCGCGGUUCAUUCCGGGGAUGGUGUGUCAUACGCGGUGCCAUGUCUCAUAGGUGGUUAUUUUUUUGAAGCCAUGACCCGUGUAGAUGUUGCUGGUGGUGACAUUACAGAUUAUCUGAUGACAACCCUCACGGAAAGAGGUUAUGACAUCGCUGAACGGGAAACAGUCCGUGACAUUAAAGAUAAGUUUUGUUAUGUUGCUGGUAAUUGUGAGCAAGAGUUCGAGAGGAGCUCCUCUGCCACAAAGGAGUACUUGUUGCCGGAUGGGCAAGCCUUUGCAAUCGGAGCAGAACGUUUCUGUUGCCCCGAGGUCCUCUUCCGGCCAUCUUUAAUCGGAAGGGAAGGUCUCGGCAUCCAUGAAAUGGUUUACAGCACAAUCAGAAAGUGUUGUGCUAAAAUACUAAAUAUUGAUGUCUGUGGGAAACUCUUCAACAACAUUAUUCUCACAGGUGGUUCAACCAUGUUACCAGGAUUUGCUGACAGGAUGGAGAAGGAAAUCACCGUUCUUGACAGGCAGGAGAAGAAGUGCCCUCUUACGGACCUGAGGAAGAGGAUUAUUGCAACCCCGGAGAGAAGGUGGAGUGCUUGGAUUGGUGGAUCCAUGCUUGCAUGCCUCAGUACCUUCCCAAGGCUGUAUAUUUCAAAGACCGAGUAUGAGGAGCACGGCCCAUCCAUCCUCCAUGAGAGAUUCUUCUAAUUGUGGGGGGGAAUUUUUGGCGAUUGUGUAAAAGCUGUGGGUGGGUUGCUGAGGACUUGUGUACAUUUUGAGGCGUAGUAAAGCACAAAUACUUUGAGGGUCCUUUUUUGUUCUUUUUGCAAUAUGUUGAAGAUCGUAUGUAUAGGAUACUUUCUUAUACUUGUAAUGAGGUUAGCAUUUUUGAACUCUUC